Molecule: messenger RNA, 126 nt
Organism: Cylas formicarius (sweet potato weevil)
Lineage: Eukaryota; Metazoa; Arthropoda; Insecta; Coleoptera; Brentidae
Exons: 2
Source: RefSeq, a predicted model, not a curated record
ACCGACAGUCAAGCGGCUAUAAAGGCCCUGCAAUCUAAUAAAAUAACAUCCAAGUUAGUUCUGGACUGCCAUAAGCUGACGGGCCACUGCAGGCUUAAGAGGCAUCUAAGCCCGAUGGAAGUGGAA